This is a messenger RNA of Drosophila teissieri, 399 nucleotides long. Its product is annotated as U-Kazal-Dg21.2. Bases 29 to 367 code for a protein of 112 amino acids. The transcript has 3 exons. The record is from RefSeq and is a predicted model, not a curated record. NCBI's taxonomy places the organism in Eukaryota, Metazoa, Arthropoda, Insecta, Diptera, Drosophilidae.
UCAUCCCAAAACUUCGCGGCUUUUAAACAUGAAGUUCUUCCUCUAUGUUUGCCUAUUGCUGUGUGUGGCUUUAAGCGAAGUUAGUGGUAACUGCUCAGGAAAAUGUCCCGAUACGGAGGAAGUUGUUUGGGCUCUUGGAGGUGGUUGCAAUGUUUUCCGGAAUAAAUGCUAUCUCGACAAGGAGAACUGCCACCGAAAGCCAGCUUUGACCAUAACGACAAAGGACGAGUGUCAAAAGCAAUGCGCCGACUUUUGUACAGCUAUUUACCAGCCAACAAGUGGAACUUACAACGGCAAAGUCCUAAACUUUGGCAACGAGUGUGAAAAGCGAGCUCACACCUGUCGCACUGGCGAGACCUUUUUGUAAGCUACGCAGAAUGUUUUAAACGUGAACGAAAA